Molecule: messenger RNA, 860 nt
Organism: Lytechinus pictus (painted urchin)
Lineage: Eukaryota; Metazoa; Echinodermata; Echinoidea; Temnopleuroida; Toxopneustidae
Product: protein kinase 4-like
Exons: 3
Coding region: 75-656 (193 amino acids)
Source: RefSeq, a predicted model, not a curated record
UUUUUUUUUCACACACGUCGUCUGCGAUAAAAUUUUGAUGGUGAAAGAAUUGAAGUAAAAUUUGAAUCGGAGAUAUGGCAGCAGGAGCAAAUGUUGGUCGUGAUGAGGCGUAUACCACCAUCAACAAUGCUGCAAUUGCAGUCACCACCACCAUCAGUGCUACUAAUGCCACCACCACCAAGUCUGCUUCUGCCACUGCCAUCACCAUUGCCACCGCCACUACCAAGACCACUCCUGACACAAAGCCCCCAAGUCCUCAACUGACCAGAUAUUGCAGCUGGAGAAGGAUAGACCAGGAACUUCAAAGCCAGGGCUUGCCGGUCUCCUACAAUAAGAAAAAUGCCAAGGGCCCAUCUAAUGAACUUGUUGCAGAAUAUUUGGCCACAGUUGUAGAAAAGCAGAGACUAACAUGCAGCCACAGGUACUUCAAUCACAUGAACAGCAGCAGGAGCAAAAACAGCAGCAACCACACAGGAGAUGUAACGACAGCAUUGACCAACAGCAACAACAACAGCAGCAUAAACAAUUUCUGCAGGAGGUGCAAAAACCACACCGGCAACCUCAACAACAUCAAGAUGUCCAACAACCACUCCGGGAACAUUAACAGCAACCACAACUUCAGCAAGAGUUUCAACAAACACAUCAGCAAAAACUAACAGCAGCAGCAACAACAGCACUUAUGAAAUGAAUUUAAUUGAAACUCAGAAGCCAAUGAGGAAACAUCUUUUACAAAAUGAGACAUCAUUUGUUCAUUCUUUUACAGGAUAAAGGAAAGCUUUUUUGAAAGUGUAAAUUUGCAGGAACACAAUGUAUGUUCCCUCUGUAUCUAUUUAUUGAAAUAAAUUUGACUUUAAAAAGAA